ACCCCACCACGCUACACGCCGCGCGAGCGCGACACUCCCAGCCCACUCCGCCGCGCGCCAGAGCUCGCUCACUCUCCCGCUCGCCUCCUCCGCGUGAGCGCGCGACGCCUCGUGUCCUCCUGCAAUGGCAAUGCGCGCGGUGGCCUUGGCCGCGGUGCUCCUCCUGGCCCUGGCGGCGGCCGGGGGCGCGUCGGCGGCGACGCUGGCGCUGUACAACCGGUGCGGGGAGACGGUGUGGCCGGGGAUCCAGCCGAGCGCGGGGAAGGAGCUCCUUGCCCGCGGCGGGAUGCAGCUUGCGCCCGGCCACGCGACCUCCAUCCGCCUCCCCGCCGGCUGGUCGGGGCGCGUGUGGGGCCGGCAGGAGUGCAAGUUCGACGCGGCAGGCCGGGGCCGCUGCGCCACGGGCGACUGCGGCGGGACGCUCUACUGCAACGGCGCGGGUGGCGCGCCGCCCGCCACGCUGGCGGAGAUCACCCUCGGCUCCGGCUCCGGCGCCCCCGCGGCGCAGGACUUCUACGACGUGAGCCUGGUGGACGGGUACAACAUCCCCAUCGCCAUGACGCCGGUCCACGGGUCGGGGGCGAACUGCGUCCCGGCCGGGUGCGUCAGCGACCUCAACCGCGUGUGCCCGCAGGGUCUCGCCGUCCGCGGCGGCGACGGGAACCGCGUCGUCGGGUGCCGCAGCGCCUGCGCCGCGUACGGCGCGCCGCAGUACUGCUGCACGGGCAACUUCGGGACACCGCAGCAGUGCAAGCCCACGGCGUACUCGAGGCUGUUCAAGUCGGCGUGCCCCAAGGCGUACUCGUACGCCUACGACGACCCGACGUCCAUCCUCACCUGCUCCGCCGGCGCGUCCUACGUCGUCACCUUCUGCCCCCACCGCCGCUGAAGACGAACCCCAGCAGAGGAGACGGAGCCGGUGCGUGCGUGCUCUGCUCCCGUUCCAUCAACAUGAAUCAAUGGCGUUCACGAGGAGACACCUUGUUUAGCUGUAGUGCGUUGCUGUUCUCUAAAAAAAACUUCCUUUCUGCCACCGUUGCAUUGCAUCUUGUAGAAUUGAUCCGUGUGUGAUGAGAUCCGGUGGCCUACCGCUGGUAGGCCGGAGAUGAUGGGGGGUAUAUCAGUAUAUGGGUAUAUGCUACUAGCACUGCAUUUUCACGCCACGGGCGGACGCGCACCAGGGCGUCCCUUCACCGCCACGGCAUGUUGGACUCCGCCUCCUGCCUCUUGUGCGCCGGCGCGGAAGAGGACGUCGACCACCUCUUCGCUUCCUGCCCCCACCUCUGCGCGUUCUGGGCGCUGGUGCUCCCAGGGCGAUCCCCUCCGGGCACGGCGCGGGAUGGAGCGGAAUCCGUCGUCGGGCUCUUCUCCCUCCAUGCGCCGGCGGUGGGGCACACGGCGGCCCUGGGGGUCCUUUGGAUUUUUGCUUGCUUAUUUGCUUGUUGUAUUUUGGGUUCGCCCACUCCCGUUUCGUUGCAGUUGGAAGUUCAGGUGGGACGCUGGCCCCCCGUUGUUCUCUAAGAAAGAAGCACUGCAUUUUCA
Molecule: messenger RNA, 1542 nt
Organism: Setaria italica (foxtail millet)
Lineage: Eukaryota; Viridiplantae; Streptophyta; Magnoliopsida; Poales; Poaceae
Product: thaumatin-like protein
Exons: 1
Coding region: 125-889 (254 amino acids)
Biological process (GO): defense response
Cellular component (GO): extracellular region
Source: RefSeq, a predicted model, not a curated record